AUCAUAGAUUCCAUAGUCGAUGUACAUAUGUUAUGUUUGGACUUAUAACUCUAGCCCCAACUUACCUUUGACUUACUAGAACGUCGAAGGAACAAAAUCCGUGCACUCAAGAUUUUCGCACUACUCGAAUUCAGUUGCUGUUUUUGUUACUGAAGUGAUGAUGUCUGGACUAAAUCUGAACGUUUCUACCCUCACGAAACAGUUCAAAUUUCCCUUUCUUAUUUUCAUUCUAUUUGUUGAACAUAUUUGGUUUAGUUUAAUGCAAAGAAUGAUACGAAAAUUCCAGUGAUUUCAUGAGAUUUAAGCACCCUGUGUUUAAUUUGAUUAUUUUCCCUCACUUAACAAUUUCCUUUCUGCUGUAUGAAAUCACUCGGGCCAUAGAGUCCUCUGUUAGAUAACAGGUAUAAUCAUCUCUGACCUUUAUGAUCAUGUCCCCUGAAAUUUUAUGUCAAAAAAUGGUUGUGACUUUGUUUGAAAAUGUCCUCAUUUAUCCUGCACAGUGUACAAAAACUUCUGAGAGACUUUUAGGUUCAUUCAGCAGUUGACAUUGAUCUUUGUUAUCCUUUCUUUUAUAAGUGAUACUGACAAUCGAACUAUUCUAUGCAACUUCAGCCUGAAUAAUCUAAUAAUCUAUUCUCUUCCUCUAGUUGACUUAGUGAAUGAUAAAAUUCCCAACAAAUAAUAUUUGAUAUAGGAAUGCUUCAGCAGGGAAGUAAGUUAGAAGGUCAAACACCUUGAAUAUCUAUAAUAAUUGUCUUGUAAUGGUUCAUACUCUGAGUUCAAAAGAAGAGAAGAAAGUAAAUGGAGAAUAACAAGUUUCUAAUAAGUAUAGUACUGAUAGUUUUGUUGCCAUAUGUAAAUUCAACAACAUCAGGGCGUAAAACUAUCAAGCACUUUGUGCUAGUUCAUGGCGCGUGUCAUGGAGCCUGGUCUUGGUACAAGAUUGUGGCACUGAUAAGAUCUUCAGGGAAUAAUGUCACAUCUCUUGACUUAGGUGCUUCAGGGAUCAACAAGAAACAGGUUCUCGAAAUCCCACAUUUAUCUGAUUACUUUAGUCCGCUAAUGGAGUUCAUGGCUUCUCUACCUACACAUGAGAAAGUGAUUCUUGUAGGCCAUAGCUUUGGUGGAUGGGCCAUAUCUAACGCCAUGGAAAGAUUUCCAGAAAAGAUUUCAGUUGCUGUAUUUGUUACUGCUCUUAUGCCUGGUCCAACUCUAAAUGCGACCACUCUCUUAACCAAGUUACAAUCUUUCAAUGGAAAUGUAUCUCAACUUGAUAAUCGUUUAACGUAUGAUAAUGGACCAACCAAUCCUCCAACAACCUUCAUCUUUGGUCCAAAGUACUUGGCAAGAAAUGUUUAUCAGCUGAGCCCAAUUCAGGAUUUGGCGCUGGCCACUACAGUAGUAAGGCCUCUAUACUUGUACAGUGUGGAAGAUUUUGCUAAGGGGAUAGUUGUUUCAAGCAAAAGGUAUGGAACAAUUAGGCGAGUAUUCAUUGUGGCUGUUGAAGAUAAAACUCUACCCAAGGAAUUUCAACAUUGGAUGAUUGAAAAUAAUCCACCAGAUGAAGUGAAAAAGAUUUCAGGCUCUGAUCACAUGGCCAUGAUGUCUAAGCCCCUAAAACUUUUUACUCUUCUUCUACGUAUUGCUCACAAGUGACGAGCUUAUUGAUCUUCGAUUAAAUAUUCAAUAAUAAAUAAUUUUAAAAAUUGUACUUCAACUUUCCCUUGAAUUCUGAUGUUUCUUUUUCCAUAA
Molecule: messenger RNA, 1752 nt
Organism: Solanum pennellii
Lineage: Eukaryota; Viridiplantae; Streptophyta; Magnoliopsida; Solanales; Solanaceae
Product: salicylic acid-binding protein 2-like
Exons: 3
Coding region: 802-1656 (284 amino acids)
Biological process (GO): salicylic acid metabolic process; jasmonic acid metabolic process
Molecular function (GO): methyl salicylate esterase activity; methyl jasmonate esterase activity; methyl indole-3-acetate esterase activity
Source: RefSeq, a predicted model, not a curated record